This is a messenger RNA of Alosa sapidissima (American shad), 773 nucleotides long. Its product is annotated as guanine nucleotide-binding protein G(I)/G(S)/G(O) subunit gamma-4. Gene Ontology annotation, molecular function: G-protein beta-subunit binding. Bases 379 to 606 code for a protein of 75 amino acids. Gene Ontology annotation, cellular component: heterotrimeric G-protein complex. Gene Ontology annotation, biological process: G protein-coupled receptor signaling pathway. The transcript is spliced from 3 exons. Lineage: Eukaryota; Metazoa; Chordata; Actinopteri; Clupeiformes; Clupeidae. The record is from RefSeq and is a predicted model, not a curated record.
UAGGGGUUGUCCCUUGAUGUCUGUACCAUCUUGCACUGUAUUUUCCGCGUCACAGUGAGGUCUCCCACAGUUGGCACCCGCGUUUUCUUCAGGUCUGUCGACGGUGAGCCGUAGGGGGGCACAUCUCGACUGUUUCAGAAUUGAGGGGACUAUGCGUAAAUGUACAACGUAAACUGGGGAAAGACUCGGCUCUGCGCGCGGUGAAAGAAUCCUCGGUGUCAUCAAUAUUCUGGUUUACACGGAGACCGGGCAGAGCCGGAGCAGCUGCGGGGUUUUCCUCCUUCUGAAUUCUAAUUUGACUACCUUUUGUAGGGUGGAGUCAACCCUGGUUUCUAAAAACCACACAGCCUAAUCAUUUGCACUCUUCAGGAAACGACCAUGAAGGACAGCAUGGCCAACAACAGCACAGCCAGUAUCUCUCAGGCCAGGAAAGCUGUGGAGCAGCUCAAGAUGGAGGCCUGCAUGGAUAGGAUAAAGGUGUCCAAAGCGGCGGCGGACCUGAUGGCCUACUGUGACGCGCACAUACGGGAGGACCCUCUCAUCGUGCCCGUGCCGGCCUCGGAGAACCCCUUCCGGGAGAAGAAGUUCUUCUGCACCAUCCUCUGAGAGCGGCGGCAGGGCGCAACUGCCCACACGCACACAUACACUCCACCCUGAGGAGAGGAGAGGAGACAUAUUUUUGCUGCUGGCACCAGCGUCCUGCUGGUUGGCUUAAGCUUACCAGGUCGCUGCCCAGGCACUUGACUAGGCCGGCCUACCCUGGCUAUAGGGGC